GGCCCGAGAGCAUGCAGCCAAUUGAGGCGACCGAGGAAGUGACAGAGGAUGGCACAAUGUCGUUGAAUAUGUUCCAUUAGUCCGAACCGCGUUCUACUCGCUGCGAGGUUCACCACCGGCGGUCGGACGGUCGCCGUUAAAUAUUAACUCUCGAUCGGCGCACUUUUAUCCGAGGAAAAAAUACAGGCCACAAGUGAUAAUUCCAGGAGUCGAGAUGAUCGGGAUCUUCGUUUUCAUCUGCCUCCUGACUAUACACAAUCCCGUAUCGUCGAAUCAAUGCGGAAAGGUGUGGCUAACAGUAUCGUCUCUGUGGCGGCCGGUGGCGAUCAACAAUAAGGUUGUGGACGCGGAAUUGGAGGUCAAUUGGGACCUGGACUGUCCUGCAAACGCAGGAUAUCCGGACAGCAUUAAGGUGUUCACGUCUGAUCCGGCGCACAACAAGACGAUAAAACCGCAGCUGACUUUACUACUCGCCGAGCAUCCCCGGGGUUAUUACAGGACUAAUAUAACCGUUGGAAGACCACCACUCCCAGGAGGAUGGGACGAAGGAGGAGGCGCCACACUGCCAGGACCUCACUGCCUGAAGCACCAUGCAGCGUUAUAUAAGAACGGCGAAUACCUCACCAGUUCGUGUCUGCAGAUUUGGCCAACGUGGAUGUACGACUUGAGGAGGCAACUAGGAAGACUGCCAAUCGGCACUCUCAUGAUCCCAGGCACUCAUAACUCAGGGUGCUACAAACAUGGCGACCUGACUCGAAGAGACGCUUUUCAACGGUACCUCCUCACCCAGGAUCGCGACGUGUGGACCCAGCUGGUCCACGGCAUCCGGUACCUGGACAUCAGAGUCGGAUACUACCCUUCGAUACCCAGGAACAACACGGUCGUUGAGGAGACCAACUUCGUGAACAGGUUUUGGGUGAACCACGACAUCAUCAGGAUAACACCGCUGAUGAGCAUCAUCAAGGACGUGAGGAACUUUUUGGAUGUGGCCAGAGGCGAGGUCGUCAUUCUGGACUUCCACAGAUUUCCGGUCGGAUUCGAAGGCCGACCGAGCCGACAUCGUCGACUGGCUUCCAUCUUGCACCGGGAAUUUGGUGGUUUGAUUCUCAGACCUGACAGAGGAGUCGACGGCCUUGGACCGACCCUGAACGACAUCUGGACCGUUGGUCGCAGGCUGGUGAUAUGUUACGGGGACCAGCAAACGGUGAACGAGUACGACUGGCUUUGGCCACCGAUGACGCAGGCCUGGGGUAAUCAGCAGACUGCGGAGGGCUUGAAACACUACUUGGAGAGGACGAUUCUUGGGAGUAAACGGCCCAGGAGUAAUCAGAAUCCUUUGUGGGCGGUUAUGGCUGAGUUGACGCCGAUUCCUUUGGACAUAAUGCUGAAGCCCUCGGGAGGUCUUCGCCAAAUGGCCGAUUCGAUAAACAGGAAUUUGACUGUAUGGUUCCAGGACGAGUGGUGGAAGCAGACGAAUAUCGUGGCGACUGAUUUCUUCCUUGGGAAUAAUCUUAUCGACGUUUCUAUACAGUCUAAUAUCAAAAAGAGUAAUAUUGCUCAUUGGCGUUUGUAGUCGAGUCGAAAUCAAUUGAUGUUAUUUUUAAUGUAUUAUUUCAGCCACGUUUAUGAAUUCCGUGGGCCUGAUUGUUUUUGUUUUUUUUCUUCGUGAUAAUUUUAGUUCAAUGAUAACGACCAAUUGUUCGUUAAUGCCUUAAUACUGUUAUUUAUUUUAUUAAAAGAUCCAAUUUGCGAAUUCAUCUGCUAUAUGUAAAUCUUGAUGUUACUCUUAAGAAAUUAUCGGUGAGUCACUUGCUGAAAUAAAUUGAGAGGAGAGGAUAUUCUGCAGGUCGGUUGAAACCUGAUUGUUUAUUAUUUACAUUUAUAAUACAAUAUUAAACGGUCGAAAUUC
Diprion similis is the source of this 1909-nucleotide messenger RNA. RefSeq names its product PI-PLC X domain-containing protein 1-like. Gene Ontology annotation, molecular function: phosphoric diester hydrolase activity. The transcript is spliced from 6 exons. Bases 215 to 1573 code for a protein of 452 amino acids. The record is from RefSeq and is a predicted model, not a curated record. NCBI's taxonomy places the organism in Eukaryota, Metazoa, Arthropoda, Insecta, Hymenoptera, Diprionidae. Gene Ontology annotation, biological process: lipid metabolic process.